UAUUUGGUUUAUGGAGUAUGAAAGUUAUAUUUUGAUUAAACUAAUUGGAUAAAGUUUAAUUUCCAUGCUUUUAUUUCUGGAUAAUGGUGUGAAAAAUGUAGGACAGUUAAUAUUUACUAAUAGUUUUAAUUAAUAAAAUCUUUGCAACAAAGAAAUUUGCUUUUUAUCGAUGAAAGUCUGGCAGUGUAAAAGAUUUAUAGUGUUAUCGCAGACAAGAAAAUAUGGAGAUUGAAUAAGACUGCCAAUUAUUCAAUGUUAGGAUGAUGUGAGACUUUAUUUGGAUUUAUACCUUGAAAGCAUAAAACUGAUAAGUGUGAAAUAUGAAGUUAUAAUAGCGUGAAAAACAGAAAAUUAAAAAUGUUACUGAUAAAAGUAAAACGUGGAGAAUGAGGAUUUAAUAAUAGCUUCAUGUUAUUUUCUUGGUUACCAGUGCCUGUAAGUUUCUUGACAGACUAUUUAUUAAGUUGCAUGUUUCAAUAACAUUAACCAACAAAGAGUGAAACAGUUGAAAUUAAUUAUUUACAGAGUGUCCAUUGAUUUAAUCACAGUUUAUUUGUUAAAUAAAUUCUCCCACAUCUGAUAUACUGCCACCGAGGGUAUUGUUUCGUUUUAUUGCCACUGUUCAAUGUAUAACAAUAUAUCAGAGAAAAAAAACGUUUGAAAUGAAUUUGUUGUUGCAAGUUCAGGAACAAGAGAAAAUUUAGAAAUUCUCAAGAAUUUGGAAUAAACUUGGAAUUCUGGGACACAAAAUGAAUUCUAAACAAAAAGUGUUGAAGUUUAACGAAGAAACAAAAGAGGAACAGAAACCUGCUUUUGACAAAGAUGAGAAUGUCCGGUUGGAGGAGGAGAUCAAGUUACACCAUCUGGAACAGCUGAUGAACCGGUUCAAUAAACAUAAACCGGAAGACAUUCUCAUACAAGCUGGAACCGGAUUCUUCCCGGCAAAAACACAAGCAAGAACUCCGGGCCGUAUGAAUCUCCUGGAGUUUAAGCAGACAGUUUCAGAGGUACUUGCUUCAGAUGAAUAUGAUGACUACCUGGAGAAACUGUUUAUGAAGCUUGACUCGUCAGCCAGCGGGUAUGUUGACUGGAAUGAGUUUUGUACAUACCUUCUUCUGUUGUAUAGGGAGAAUGACUACAUGCGAACAAAACGGGAAAUCCCCUUCCUCGUUGAACCUAAAAUUAGACAUAUUGUUCAGAACAGGCAAGAACAGACCACAAAGAUAGUUGCAGUUGAUGGACCAACACGAUAUGUUACAGUUAGCAGGGAAGGUGCAAUAAGUGUAUGGUAUCCCAGCAUGCAGUAUGACAAAUAUUAUGUAAUCAGUGACAAUGAGGAGGACACGAGUCAGAAACGAAGGUUCAAAAUGUGGGUUACAGAUGCCAUCUUUAUGCCAAACUGCCAUAAGAUAGCUAUAGCUUCAACUAGCAGAGAUAUAAGAUUCUUCGAUACUUCAACUGCUCAAUAUUUUGAAGAAUAUCACUUAUUUGCCUUGCCAGAUGUCCCGUAUUGUUUCGACUAUUGGUAUGACAAACGAAACCCAAACUCUGAAUCCCUUCUCAUCUUUGGCAAUGAUACAGGGGCUAUCAAUCUAAUGUAUUUUAGUAAACCAGUCACACAGCUCUUUGAUAUUCCCUUCAAAAGUGAUGGUGGUGCUCAUAAAAUCUUUAUGCAGAAUUUAGAUCAACAUUCCAAGUGUAUUCGUCACACUGUGAUACCGGAUGUACAUCCAGAACUUAUUCGUCAAGUGCAGUAUAUACCGGACAAUAACAUGAUCAUAUCGUCGUGUGCCAACCCGAGUAAAUCUAUGAUCAUCUCUGACAUCAAAUGUCUCAAGAAAAGUUAUGUGUUCAAAAUUGACAAGGGUGUAGAAUGUUUUGACUUCAGUAAGAAGUUGAACAUCCUUGUCACAGGAAGUCUUGAUCACUGUAUACGACUCUGGAACCCAUAUGUAACCUCUAAACCAAUGGCAGUACUCGAAGGUCAUGGUACAGGGGUUAUAGGGGUCAAAAUACAUGAAGGGCUGUUGCAGGUGUUUAGUUAUUCAAAGGAUGCUGUGGUCAAAGUCUGGGAUAUCAAAGAACAUGCCAUAUUACAAACAGUAGUGCUCAAGUUUCCAAGUAGUAUACACGGACGUAUGCCGGAACAUGGACAGUUUCCUAUCCAUCUACAGCCAUCACCUCAGAGUUCUCUACUGGUCACGUGCAAUGAUUAUAUAGGACUGUUAAAAUUAGGUCGCACGAGUAUACCUAGAAGUGAAACUAUAAAUACUCAUGAUACGCAAUUAUGUUGUGCCAUAUAUAACCCAGUAUUUAAACAGGUAGCAACAGGAUGUGAUUCCUCAGUUAUUGCAUUAUGGGAUAUUGAGACAGGAAAUAAGUCAGUGGUUUUCUCCAAUGCUCAUGGUGAGGAAGAAAUCACGUGCAUGACCUUUGACACAGCCUAUAGGAGGUUGUUCUCAGGGGCAAGAAAUGGAACUAUAAAGGUGUGGAACUUCCAGAAUGGCCACAAUCUGCACAAACUGGAAGCUGUAGCAGAGGCAGAGGUGACAGGAAUUAUGCCCCUUACAGACAAGAAGGUUACACUGUCUGUGGGCUGGAGUAGACAGAUCACAAUAUAUGAUGAUUCUGAUCCAGAUAGCAUGUAUCUACAAGCACAGAAGAACUGGAAAGGUGGUCAGUUACAUAAAGAUGAUAUCCUAACUAUUGAUUUCUGCCCGCCUAAUCUACUGUGUACAGCCAGUUUCGAUGGAGAAAUCAUAGUUUGGGAUGUAGAAACUGAGAAAAUAUUUGUCAGGCUACGAAAAGGCCAGGUUUCAAACCUUGAAAAAGUAGAGGAGGCCUGGAUGAAAAAGAUCGAGGACAUGUCAUCUCAAAACACGGAUGAUAAUCGACCGAAAUCUAUGAAUUCUCGACCAAAUUCUCGCCAUCAGAAAUCACACAAAUUAGAGAGAGGAGAAACAUGGGAAGAAAUGUUGCAUAUGUGUAGUCAAACAGCCCCAGUGGACAAAGUGUUGUUUCUGAAGGGACGAGCAACAGGCAGGAACCUGGAAGUGUCCACAUUGAUCACCAGUGAAGGAGGAUAUAUUAGGUUCUGGUGUCUGUAUGGUGCUAGAAAUGAAAUGGGGUUUUUCUAUGCGCCUGACAUGCAGGACGAAUCAGUUCUUGGUAUGUGUACAAACAACAACAACAGUUUGUUAGUGACAGGUGAUACACAAGGAAAUAUCAAAGUCUGGGAUAUUAUGACGUACUGCAUCAAAUUUCAGGAAAGAGGGAGGAUCAAGUCUAAACCCCAGCUUGAGGCUGCUUGGCGUGCCCAUGAUGCUGCUAUAGUUAGUGUAGAGUUUGCCAAACAUGACACUGGAGAUUAUGUUAUAACUGCUUCCACUGACAAAACUGCAAGAAUAUGGACACUCAGGGAAGGUCAAUAUGUUGGAACACUAGGACAGAAAAAGUCAUGGAACCUGAAGGAACCGAGUACCUGGGCUCAUCCAAAGACCCCCUGGACAAUGAAUGAUGCAGGCUCAAAAAAGGAUACAGCAAUUUUAAGUUUCUUGCGGGCCCAAGAUUUCAAACUGGAAGAUUCUAGUACUGUAUCAGAUAGUAAAAGUCAGGUAACAGAAAAUGAUCUUGACCUUCAAACAGAAGCAGAAGAGAACAAGAAGGAAGCUGCUGUUGUCAAGAGUAAGUCACCUGAUCAGGAGAUGGCAGCCAAUCAGAAUGGAGAAACUGCAGAUGAGGUUGAACCAAAAUCACAACAUAAACAAGCAAAAGAAUUACGGCCUGUUGACAAGUCAAAGAAAUCCAAAGAUGACUUGGGUCCAUUACGAGUAAAGUUUAGAUCACAAACGUUUGCGUAUAAUGCUUCACGGCCAGAAAGGUCAAAGACUUUCCUUGGUAUUAAAGUAGAAAAAGAGCUUCAGAGAAAGCAAGCAGAUAGGAGAGGAAGGCGUGACAAUUUUGGAGAUAUAAAAAUGAAGAAAACACAACAGUAUGGAAAAUUGUGCUCUCCAUUCCAGGCUUUAUCUGUACCAAAAGUAGUAGAUAUAAAGAUUCCAGAGAAUAUGCCUCUUAGUUCUAGAAUGAUCAACAAAGGAUAUACGUCUCUAAAUCUAACAGAGGACAAACUAAUGAACAUGGACUUUAGUUAUGGUGGACGAGAAACGCCACCUGGUGAGCAAGGGGAGGCAAUAACGAGAAAGAGCAUUGGUGGUAGUAGAGUAGGCAUGCGGGAUGACAAAUCGAGGAACUCCAUUAGAAGUACACCAAGAAUAUAUGCUCCCGUGUUUAAAAAGCAUCACACUGUUGCAUAGAUCUUGUCAUAUUUCUGUCAUAAAUGAAAACCUGCAUACAAUUUGAUUGUCAACUUCUCCCAUGAAUACAUUAUUAACUCUAGCAAACAUAGGUUUCAAGAUUCUGCAUAACUUACUGGAGAAGAUGAAAGUGCCAGAAUGUGUUUGCCAUGGGUUGCUUCAGGUUCGGAUGCAAUUACCUGAUCAUAUAUGUUAAAUACUUGGCACAAUUAUUCUCCGGACGUACAGUGGGCUUUCAUGUCCCCGAGGUGCACACCUGUUAAUUUACACCAAUUUAUUUAUAAUUAAUUCAAAUAUGUUUUGCAUAUAUUUAAAACAAUCUUUAUAAGGUAUGUAUAUGCCAAUGCUUUUUUUUGUCAAAAUCAUUUUUACUGCAUGAUGAGAAUUGACUGAACGCUGAAUCAUUUUGAGUGAUUAAGAAUUUUCUGUGAUCAAAUGCUAAUAUUAUCUGUGAUGUUAUUAUUUAUGUUAUUUUUACACGUUUCUGUCCAAUCCUUGGUAUGAUUAUAUGUAUAUGAACACAAAAUGCACUGUACAUGUAACUUUUAUCCCUGUAAAAAAGCUUUUAAUUUGGUGUUAUUAUAUAGUGACUCAAAAAGUAAAUCUGCAUUAAAAUGUUAUUCUGUCAUAAUGUAAAUGAAACGUCUUCAUUUUGUCUUUCAUAAUUGAUCAGUGUGAUACAACCUGUGAUUAUAUAUAUAUCAGUAAGUUUUUGUAUACAAAAAUAAAGUGCUGAUAAUACUAGA
Messenger RNA from Mercenaria mercenaria, 5059 nucleotides. Its product is annotated as WD repeat-containing protein on Y chromosome-like. Bases 750 to 4313 code for a protein of 1187 amino acids. The record is from RefSeq and is a predicted model, not a curated record. NCBI's taxonomy places the organism in Eukaryota, Metazoa, Mollusca, Bivalvia, Venerida, Veneridae. The transcript is spliced from 26 exons. Gene Ontology annotation, molecular function: calcium ion binding; protein binding.